AGGUAAUGUAUUGAUCUGCUUUCAUUUAUGCUGCGAAGGUCAUACGUGACGUUUUGCCACUGAUCAAUUGCAUUUAACAGGUAUCUCUGUUUAGCCAUGAAAACAAAGCUAUAAUAACCAGGAAUGAAUGCAAUCUUUGAGAUGAGAUAAUAUUUGGUUUGUAACCUCUCCACCUUUUACAACAUGGCCAUGGGUCACCUAGCGAAAUUGCGCAUAUCAUUUGUGCUGUGUAUACUUAUAUCCUUUGUGUUCCUGGCCUUGAAAAUGCUUUAUAGUUAUGACACAGUGAAGACAACCGUGCAUGGUACGCCUAAAAGGAUGAACGUCCAACAAUUUCAGACAUUCAUGGAUGAUAGAAACACAGCAACCAAGGAGUUUGACUCAGUAGUGACAACCCCAAAAGAUGGUCUGGGUAAUCUCACAACAAAAACAGCAAUACCGAUACCAGAUGUUGCGAUUACUUCAACCGUUGCGAACUCAACCCAAGAAGUAUUGACGGGUGAUGCUGUGCCAAUCAAACAAAGCCCAGCUUCACAAUCAGAAAAAGACCACCCAUCAAAACCCAAAACGAAAGACCAAUUACAACACGAAAAGGAUGACUCUGUUACACCAUCGUCAAGAUAUCCAAUUUUACAAGAAACUCAGACGAAGAAAGCAGCUCCAUUAACAGACGAGAUUAAAUCCACAACAGUAUUUAUGCCGGUAGCUUUUGGCCCAAGUGAACAGAAUUUUGUGAGAAAAGUGGAACUUUUCCUGAAAGAGAAUCAAUUAAAUCAAGCUGAAAGAGACGCUAUAAUGGAUAUCAUUUACCGUGCAAAGUCAAGGACGCCGGAUUGGAAAGCAAAAGAAAAAGAAAGUUUACAAGAUGGUCAAUUUUUAUAUUACCUGAAAUGCCCUAACUCGGUUCGAAAAAAGAUGCUUACGAAUCCAUUUACUCAACACAAAUUCGUCCCAGAAACCCCUGUUUUGGCUUGGAAUGAACAUUACACUCCUGGGGAAUACGCCCGACUUGCUAAUUUCUUUGGAAUUUUUGGCUGGAAAGAUUCCAAAGAAUCAGACAUUGCCUCUUCACUGACGAAACUGGAUUCUCCCAACAACAGGUAUCUGUUCGAUAACUACUUAGUCAAUGAUAACAUUCCCAACGACGCUAGGUGCAUUACGUGUGCGGUGAUCGGUAAUGGAGGUAUCCUUAAAGGCUCUAAAAAAGGCAAAGAGAUUGAUGCUAACGACUUCGUCUUCAGAGUGAACACUGCUUUAACUGAAGGUUACGAAGAAGAUGUGGGAAACAGAACCUCUUUCUAUUGCUUUGGGAUGAUAACAUUGUCAAACACAUUAGCAAUGGGAUGGAAGACGAAGUUUACCCAACCCCCCGAUGAUGAGGGCAUUCGAUAUGUGUUUUUUGCUGACAGCUACUGGACUUACACUUACCUUGCGUCAGUGUUACAUGGCGACGGUGGGACUGUCAUUGAAGGAAGAUACCCAGUCCGAUUUCCAAAGACACUGAACGCUACAGAUAUCAAGUUGGUCCAUCCAGACUUUGAGAGAUAUCUGAAAUGGAGCUGGGUAAACUCGACCAGGCAACGAAAUCCAAUUCACCGACCAACAACUGGUGGAAUAAUGCUUUUGUUAGCGUUGCACACCUGUGAUGAGGUCAAUGUGUAUGGUUUCGGGGGAAGCUACGAGAAAUUUUCCGAUCACUAUUAUGACAAAUCGUAUGUAAAACACACAACCUUCAUAAACCACGACGAUAGUGCAGAAAAAAGGCUGUGGAAAAAGUUAAAUGAGCUUGGAAUCAUUAAUUUGUAUACUUAGAACCUUGCAGAAUCUUUUUUAUACACGUGAAAGACUUUGCUGGGGUCCAAAUGUUCAGCUCACUAUUACUUUAUGUAUCUGUAGCCAGAUUGCAAGUUGAGCAGUUUUUGUUUUGCUUCUUACGAGAAAUGUUUUUAAGCACGGUAUCAAAAUGCGGCGUUAAGCAAUAUUCAAGAGGUCCAUUUAGAUAUCUAACCAGUAGUGUAAAUGUGAUGAAAUUUCUAGAGGGGGCGGGGUGCAUUUUCCAAGGGUCAUUAAAAGCAUAUGAACUGCUAUAACAGAUGUUGCUCUUUCAAGAUUUAAAACCCAGGGGCGACAAACAUAUUUUUUUUUUAUAUAAGCCUAUAUAUAUCUAGUUAUGGAACAGCAGUACCCGAGACACAGAACGAAAUAAUACUAUAUGGGUGGCUUGUCAUUGUUCUGAUUUGGAUUUCAGGGGUAUUUUUAUUACUAGAUUAAAUAUUUAAUGUUCAUUUUGAAUCUACUCUAAAUAUUAUUAACCAGUUAUAACAGUCAUGCCCAGUAUCUGUUAAUUAACUGAAUUUAAGGAAGCUACACUUUCAAAGUAAAAUAAGUUUGUUAAAGUGAAACAGCUUCAACCAAACUUGUGCAAUUUACCUCAGUCAUUUUGUGACAAAGUUCUGAUCUUACUUUCUGUCAGAUCAACCGAGAUUAAAUUAUUUUCCUACGUGGAGGGUAAAACCUGUAUCAGUUCACGGAACACUGUAAGGUGAAGAAAGUUCGCAGCAACAAGGUCAAAUAUAGAAAUUAAUAUACAUUUAUAAUUUAUUUCCUGAGCACAAAUCACCGGGAUAGGUGCGUAUUGUCUUAAGUAAGGCAAUGAGUUAAUCAAUUUACAAUACACAGUUUGUGUCUCUAGUAAAUUAACCAUAAAUUUGUAAUGGUCACUCGAUCGUCACCAAUAAUGCUGUUUCUGAUUCCAACAAGUUCACAAAUAUUCAUGUGGCCGAACUACGUACGUCAUGGAGCAAUGCUGAGAACGGCUGUUUAAUUAAGGUAAGUUAUUAAAUUAGACUUUACAAUUCAGCAAAGAUUCAAGCACUUUAUGCGAUAGUCUCUUUACACAGUCUACUCCUUCUUUGAAAUCAAAAACUGUGCAGAGCAUCGCUAAGGGAACCAGGAAACACAAAUGCUUUUAUAAAUUUUACUAAACACCCUUGAGAUUGCAUCUUAGGGUUUCAAUUAACCUGAUUUAAAAUUUUUGUUUUUCAAUUUGAACCCAUAUUUUGAUGUUUUUUUUUUGUUUUUAUGCCAAUGCUAUUUGCACAUUCGUGAGCAGAACCAUGAUGUCAUCCAAUGCACAGAAUCUCAAUUUUGCACUCAUUUGUACACAGAAAAUGUCUAGAUUAUUUUUAACCACUGCUAUGGCAUACAGCCUAAUAAAAGCAACUGCGCAA
Acanthaster planci (crown-of-thorns starfish) is the source of this 3230-nucleotide messenger RNA. RefSeq lists its product as uncharacterized. The record is from RefSeq and is a predicted model, not a curated record. NCBI's taxonomy places the organism in Eukaryota, Metazoa, Echinodermata, Asteroidea, Valvatida, Acanthasteridae.